Dunckerocampus dactyliophorus (ringed pipefish) is the source of this 3442-nucleotide messenger RNA. RefSeq names its product piggyBac transposable element-derived protein 4-like. The record is from RefSeq and is a predicted model, not a curated record. The transcript is spliced from 2 exons. Bases 1291 to 2946 code for a protein of 551 amino acids. NCBI's taxonomy places the organism in Eukaryota, Metazoa, Chordata, Actinopteri, Syngnathiformes, Syngnathidae.
GUGUGGUCUUAAAACACAAACACAGCUUAUAUGCACCAUUAAUGGCGUUUUGUGUCCAUUUUCUGGCAAAUGGGAUUUGUUUCAAAGAGAAAAGCAUUUGGGGAAAAACACUUGGGUGAUUCAAAGUCUCCCAGGUUGGCAAUAGAUGAAAAAAUAAAAAAUGGCACCAUGCUGACAUUUGUAAAGUGUUGCAGCUCUGAGCUAUAUAAUAAAACUAUGGAACGCAAUUAAAAUCAGAGUUUUGGCAGAUAGACUCCCAUUAUAAUUUAUAUUUGUUGAUGCACUGUAAACCUCAUGUGUUAUAAUGCAUUUCCGGUGAUUUCCGCUUCAGUCCAUUCAGUGGUGAAAAACAGGAGAAAGUGAAAAUUGUGUUGAAAAUGUUUACACACACAAUCCACUGGGUGGCGACACAGACUAACUAAUGAGUUUUGCUUCUUUGUGCAAUGAGUGCACAAUCGUGCAAAAUGAAUGUCAUGAAAACUGUCCGGAUUGCUAGAAUAGGUGUGUGUGUGUGUGUGUGUGUGUGUGUGUGUGUGUGUGUGUGUGUGUGUGCAUUGCUGGGUGAAGUUAUUUUGCAAAAUAAAGUGUUAUUUGCAAUUUGUGCAUUUGAGUAUGCGCGUUUGUGUGUGCAGAAUCUGCAGGUGCGUCAACUUCAAAUGGCUGAUCUGCUUGGGGGAAUUGUAUUGAAUUGUACUUUAUUUAUCCGACAGCGGGGAAAUUCACUUGUUACAGCACAAGCAAGAUACGCAAGUAAAGAAUACAUAGUGACAUAGUGGCUACAACAUGGUUCAGGUGGUGCAGGUGUUGUAGAGCCUGACAGCGGUCGGUAUGAAGGACCUGCGGAACCUCUCCUUCUUACACCGUGGGUGUAACAGUCUGCUGCUGAAGGAGCUGCUAAGGGAACCCACAGUGUCAUGUAGCGAGUGAGAGGUGUUGUCCAUGAUGGAUGUCAGCUUAGCCAACAUCCUUCUCUCCCCCACUUCCUCCACGGAGUCCAGAGGACCGUCCAGGACAGAGCUCGCUCUCCUUAUCCGUCUAUUGAGCCUGCUCCUGUCCCUGUCCGCGCUACCCCCUCUCCAGCAGCCCACAGCAUAGAAGAUGGCUGAGGCCACCACAGCUGGAAUGCUUUGAUGUUGCUAAUUCAAAUCUAUUGGUCCAGCGUUUGAAUCUGAUCCUCCCCCUCCCUCUUCCUAUUGGAUAGCGGUGUUUUGAACGACUUAGCAACUUUGCUCAGCAUUUCCCAAUACAGCUCUCGUUUGUAAAACAGCUUUCGCACGUACAACGAUAACGAUGAAUCGAUGCUUCGCAGCCGAAGAAGUUCGAGGAUUGGUCAUGGAGGAUGGAGAGGAUUUUUCCGAUGCCUCUGAUCAGGAUUUUAUCCCUGACUUUCGGUCCGAUGAGUCGGAAGAUGAGUUGGAGGAGCACGAAAGUCCGGAUGAUGAUGACGACGACGACGACGAGGAGGAGGAGGGCGAGCAGAACGAGAAGGUAGUUGAUGUGUCGAAGAAUUGGAGAUCAAAAAAUGGCAAAAUUAUGUGGUCAGCUACUCACGAUGUUGCCAGACAUUACAUCCCCCCGGCCAUUCCAUUGCCGGGUCCAACAUGCUACGCCACAGCCAGGAUCAGCAGCCCCGAGUCGGCUUUCAAUUUGUUUUUUACCGAGGACAUGAUCAAUCUUAUUGUUGAGAUGACAAAUAUACAAGGAAACCGUGCGAAGUCUGGGUGGACGGCGAUGACCGCGCAAGAGAUGAGGACCUAUUUAGGGCUUUUGAUCCUGUCUGGAUUAUAUAAAUCAAGACACGAGGCAACAAGCAGCCUGUGGAACAAGACAACUGGUCGCACAUUUUUUGCAGAGGCAAUGGGGCAUACCAGAUUUGUGCAUAUAAAUAGGAUGUUGCGAUUUGAUGACAACCUACGGAAGACACAGCCACAUAAUGAAACGAAGAUGUCGCCUAUUCUGGAACUGUGGAGGAAGUGGAACAGCCUUCUGCCCCGCUUGUUCAAUCUUGGCAGGGACGUCUGUAUUGAUGAGCAGCUCAUUGCAUUCAAGGGCCGCUGCUCCUUCCGGCAGUACAUGCCCUCAAAGCCGGCCAAAUAUGGCCUUAAAAUCUGGGCAUUAUGCGAUGUCAACACCGCAUAUGCCUGGAAACUUGAUGUCUACACAGGCAAGCCACUUGGGGGACGGCGGGAGAAAAACCUGGCCAUGCAGGUAGUGUUAAGGUUGUGUGAUUCUCUUGAGGGUCACACCCUCACAACUGAUAAUUUUUUUACAUCAUUCACCCUGGCUGAUGAACUAAAAAAAAAAAAAAUGUCCUUGGUUGGAACACUAAGGAAAAACAAGGCCGAAAUUCCUCUGCAGCUCCUCAAGCAUCAAGACAGAGCACUCCUUUCAAGCCUCUUUGCUUUCACCAAAGACAAGUGUUUGGUCUCUUACUACCCAAAAAAAGGCAAGAACGUGCUUAUGCUUAGCACAAAGCACAGGGAAGCGCAAGUUGAGGACAGCAGCAAGAAAAAACCUCAAAUUAUUCUUGACUACAACAGGUGCAAAGGAGCUGUAGACCACCUGGACCAGGCGUGUGCCACCUACUCUGUUCGCCGGCGGGCACAGAGAUGGCCAAUGUGCCUGUUUUAUCACAUGGUGGACGUGUCGUGCUAUAAUGCUUUCGUGCUCUUCACUGAAAUCAACCCGGAUUGGAACCCAGGAAAGCUGAACAAGCGGAGACUUUUCCUUGAAGAACUUGGUAUGGCACUUAUUGAGCCAGAAAUGUUGCGCAGAGGGCCACUAAAAACCCAAGGCUUGCAGACUGCAGAGGCCACACCUGGACCUGCACCAAAGAGAAAGCAGUGUGGACUUUGUGACAACCCACUGAGAGCGUGCAAUGUCUGCUCUAAAUGCGGCAUAUCAGUCUGCCGAAAGCACAUGAGGCCGAUUUGCAUGAAUUGUUAGAAAGAAAAAAAAAAGUUGUUUAUUGUUCAUGUUCAUUCACGUUCAAAAAGUUCACCAUUAGUUUAUUGUUCAUGUUUACAUUCAUGUUGUUCAUUAUUUGUUGGUUGUUUAUCAAUUUUGUUAAACCUGUAUGAUGGUAACACACUACUGUAUACUCUUGUUAUUUUCUUUUUUGCUACUUUGUCUGAGAAAGAGUUGAACCUCUGAGGUCCAGUCAGUCUAAAUUCAAAGUCUAACAAUGUUUUACCGUAGGAAAUAAUGUAAAUAGAAACAACUGUCCCAGGGUCAGACUGUGGCCAUCGUGUCCAUACUUUUUCCACCAAGGGCUGCGUACUGAAAAAUUAUGGUAUGCGUUUUUUAUAUAUACGUUAUUUAUAACAUACAUGUGUUUUAUAUGCCUAUAUAUAUAAUGUUUUGUGUAUAUACAGUAGUUUUCAAAAUAGUAGUAGAAGAAGAACAAGAAGCCAACUAAUUACACGUUAAUCGAGGGAAAGGC